GGCUUUAACUUCAGACCCACCCGUCUUCGUCCCUUGUCAGUUGCCACGACGUCAGGGACCUGUCCGGUUUUCUUUCCCGUCUGCAGUCGAUCAACAGGCAUUAGGCAAGCAUGGAAGAGGAAGAAGAGAGGCAGAACCUUCCUGGCGAGGAACAUUCAGGAAGAGGAGGAGGAGGGGCCUGGAGUUGGGGAGCAGGCUCAGAAGGUCAGCUUGCGACCGGGAGGCUGGACGAUGAACCUGUCCCUCAGUUUCUGCCCUCGCUUUCCUCAGUCCUCCCCAUCUCUCAAAUCGCUUGUGGUGGUGCUCAUGCCAUUGCCCUCACCAGCAAUGGGAGUGUUAUGACAUGGGGUCGUGGAAAAUCUGGCCAACUCGGUCAUGGGGAUUCUGAGAAUCAGUUGCAACCAAAGGUUGUUGAGUUAUUGAAGGAUACAGUUAUACGUAGUGUUGCUGCUGGAUGGAAUCAUUCGGGCUUUGUAUCUGAUAUAGGAUGUCUUUACACCUGCGGCGAUGGAUCAUAUGGACAGCUAGGACAUGGUGAUUAUGAGACACAAAGUCUUCCUCUCAAAGUCUUAUAUUUUAAUUCCAAGCAUGUUGCACAGGUGACGUUUGGAAUGCGCCAUUCACUGGUUCUACUAGAAGCAGGGCCUCCAGGUGAGCUGGUUUAUUCAUUUGGUUCUGCAAGGCAUGGGCAACUUGGUGUGGCAGUUGAAAAGGGAUUUAGAUCCUACAAUCUUCCUCAAGUUGUCAAUGGAUUUGGGGAAGAUCAUAUUACUGUAAUAUGUGCAAAUGGCGACCAAAGUGCUGCAUUGUCUGGGGAAGGUCAUUUAUAUACAUGGGGAAGGGGAUUUGGUGGAACAUCUAACAUUCCUGUUCCUCAGCUUUUAACUUCACAUUUGGCCUUUUCUCAAGUUGCAUUGGGCUGGAACCAUGCAUUGUUAUUGACUUACACUGGUGAAGUAUUUAUGCUUGUUGGUGCUCGUCAUGGAAAGUUCAGUGGCUCCGAGUUCAAGAACCUGGAGUCUGUUGGUGCUGUCCCACAUAUGCAUGACAUAACUGCUUUAUAUGGUUUGAAGGCAACAAUGAUUGCAGCUGGUGCUGAGCAUUCUGUUCUGGUAUCAGAAUGUGGGGACAUCAUGUCAUGGGGCUGGGGAGAGCAUGGACAACUGGGCUUAGGGGGUACAUGUGAUCAGGCAACUCCUCAGAUUGUUCGAAUUUGCAAUAGACCAUCUAAUUCAUCAAUUAGCUUCAGAGUUUAUUGUGGGAGUGGCUUUACUUUCACUGUGGGUGCUACAUAGUUCCAACUGCACCUCAAGCUUUUCAAAUCAGCUUGUAAGGGCCCUGCCUAUAUGUAACUGUUAUAGAUGCUACUAAGUUCCUUUUUCAUGUAAUUGUGAUGUGGAAGAUUUAUGCCUGCAAGUUCAUGUAAUUGUCAUGCAGUCAGGUUUCUAAAGUAGUUUUUUAUGCAAAAGGUUCCUGUGAAUGUUUAUGCUACCAUAUUCAUCAUGUUUUCUUUUGAAUUC
Nymphaea colorata (pocket water lily) is the source of this 1520-nucleotide messenger RNA. RefSeq names its product ultraviolet-B receptor UVR8. The coding region runs from base 111 to 1295 and encodes 394 amino acids. Lineage: Eukaryota; Viridiplantae; Streptophyta; Magnoliopsida; Nymphaeales; Nymphaeaceae. The record is from RefSeq and is a predicted model, not a curated record. The transcript is spliced from 8 exons.